AUGGAAUCUGGAAGAAGGGGAUGGAAUCUGGGAGAAGGGGAUGGAAUCUGGGAGAAGGGGAUGGAAUCUGGGAGAAGGGGAUGGAAUUUGGGAGAUGGGGAUGGAAUCUGGGAGAAGGGGAUGGAAUCUAGGAGAAGGGGAUGGAAUCAGGGAGAAGGGGAUGGAAUCUGGGAGAAGGGGAUGGAAUUUAGGAGAAGGGGAUGGAAUCUGGGAGAAGGGGAUGGAAUCAAAGAGAAGGGGAUGGAAUUUGGGAGAAUGGGAUGGAUUUGGGAGAAGGAGAUGGAAUCUGGGAGAAGGGAAUGGAAUCUGGGAGAAGGGGAUGGAAUCUGGGAGAAGGGGAUGGAAUCUGGGAGAAGGGGAUGGAAUCUGGGAGAAGGGGAUGGAAUCUGGGAGAAGGGGAUGGAAUCUGGGAGAAGGGGAUGGAAUCUGGUAGAAGGGGAUGGAAUCUGGGAGAAGGGGAUGGAAUCUGGGAGAAGGGGAUGGAAUCUGGGAGUAGGGGAUGGAAUUUGGGACAAGGGGAUGGAAUUUGGGAGAAGGGGAGAAAGGAUGGAAUGUGAGAGAAGGGGAUGGAAUCUGGGAGAAGGGGAUGGAAUCUGGGAGAAGGGGAUGGAAUCUGGGAGAAGGGGAUGGAAUCUGGGAGAAGGGGAUGGAAUCUGGGAGAAGGGGAUGGAAUCUGGGACAAGGGGAUGGAACUUGGGACAAGGGGAUGGAAUCUGGGAGAAGGGUAUGGAAUCAGGGAGAAGGGAUGGAAUGAGGGAGAAGGGGAGGGAAUCUGGGAGAAGGGGAUGGAAUCUGGGAGAAGGGGAUGGAAUAUGGGAGAAGGGGAUGGAAUUUGGGAGAAGGGGAUGGAAUCUGGGAGAAGGGGAUGGAAUUUGGGAGAAGGAGAUGGAAUCUGGGAGAAGGGAAUGGAAUCUGGGAGAAGGGGAUGGAAUCUGGGAGAAGGGGAUGGAAUCUAGGAGAAGGGGAUGGAAUCUGGGAGAAGGGGAUGGAAUCUGGGAGAAGGGGAUGGAAUCUGGGAGAAGGGGAUGGAAUCUGGGAGAAGGGGAUGGAAUCUGGGAGAAGGGGAUGGAAUCAGGGAGAAGGGGAUGGAAUCUGGGAGAAGGGGAUGGAAUCUGGGAGAAGGGGAUGGAAUCUGGGAGAAGGGGAUGGAAUCAGGGAGAAGGGGAUGGAAUCUAG
Molecule: messenger RNA, 1176 nt
Organism: Closterium sp. NIES-65
Lineage: Eukaryota; Viridiplantae; Streptophyta; Zygnematophyceae; Desmidiales; Closteriaceae
Source: the annotation of a GenBank genome assembly